UAUCUUUCUAGGGGGGAUUUGGGGGACCCUUAUCUAAUCACUGUUGUGCUUUUCCCCUUCAAAAUGUAAAGGGCACAAGCGAUCUUAGAACACCGCAAGCCUGGGCGGAAGCGUUAGCAUUGCCUCCUUCCCGCAAAGGGGGAAUUGUCAGGUCCGCCGACUUACAUCAGGAACUGGCCUCGGGAAACUAGCUCCGUCUUUGCCCCGCCCACACUUUUGCCCUUCGUUAAGAUGGCGGCGGCAGCUGCUGUUGCUUCUUCCGGGAGCCCCUAAAGGGUCUCUAAGGGCUGCCGGCGGGGUGCUGUCAGAAGCUUGCAAAGAUGGCGGCGAUGGGGGCAAGUUCCCCCAGUAUCGUGGAGUAUUUCGGAGGGGAAGACGGUUACCGCUGUGGCUACUGCAAGAACAAUACGGGCAACUUCUCUUACGGCAUGUGGGCACAUUCAAUGACUGCGCAAGAUUAUCAAGAUCUUAUAGACAGAGGAUGGCGAAGGAGUGGAAAAUACGUUUACAAACCCAUUAUGAAUCAGACGUGUUGUCCUCAAUAUACGAUAAGAUGCCGGGUUUUGAAUUUCCAGCCUUCCAAAUCACAUAAGAAGGUUCUAAAGAAGAUGCUGAGAUUCAUAACACAAGGAGAAACUUCUAAAAUAAAUAGUGAAGCAGAACCCAUGGAUUCCCACACAGAAGAUGCUGCAUGCAAUUUUUUGGUAAAAAGUCAGCCAGACACCAGCCAGUCUGAAUUAGAACCCCUCAGUACUUACACAGAAAAGGUGGAGAGUGAAGAGGAAGAAAUAAAAGGACAAAUAAUUGGAAAGACAGACUCUGGACAUACUGAAUCCUGUAAUGAGAAAGAUAAUGUCAAUUUGAGCAAGCCAUUGGAUCCAGCUAAAGUUGGUCAUACACCUCCCAAGCCAGGCAAAGGAGCAGACCUGAGCAAACCACCCUGUCGUAAGGCCAAGGAUAUACGGAAGGAACUGAAAUUGCAGAAACUCCUUCAGAGCCAGACAGGGAACCAUGCACUUCAAGAAGAAGCUCAGAUCGCUCAUAAGUCUAAGCCUAAAGCAAACCAGACAAAAUCAGUUGAAGACUUCGUUUUUAUCACCUUGCCUCCUGAAGCUGUGCACAAGUUAGAGGUGAGGCUGGUGAGAUCAUCUCCACCAAGUUCCCAGUUCAAAGCCACAUUUCAGGAGUCUUACCAGGUCUAUAAACGUUAUCAGAUGGUUAUUCACAAGGACCCACCUGAUAAACCAACCGCCAGUCAGUUCACAAGAUUCCUCUGUGAUUCUCCACUUGAGGCAGAAAAUCCUCCAAAUGGCCCUGAUUGUGGCUAUGGUUCUUUUCACCAGCAAUAUUGGGUGGAUGGAAGGAUAGUUGCUGUAGGUGUCAUCGACAUCCUUCCAAAGUGUGUCUCUUCUGUGUAUCUCUACUACGAUCCUGAUUAUUCUUCUCUGUCUUUAGGAGUCUACUCUGCUUUAAGGGAAAUUGUCUUUACUAGGCAACUUCAUGAAAAAGCUUCUGACCUAAGCUAUUACUACAUGGGAUUUUAUAUUCAUUCUUGCCCAAAAAUGAGAUAUAAGGGCCAAUAUAGACCUUCUGACUUGCUGUGUCCAGAAACGUAUGUCUGGGUACCCACUGAGCAAUGCCUGCCCUCUCUUGAGCACUCAAAAUAUUGUCGCUUCAAUCUGGAUCUCAAAGCAGUUGAUGAAGGAAGUGUUAAAGAAUUGGGUCGAGUUCGGAUCCUUCACAAGAGAACGGUCAUGCCUUACAGUGUGUAUAAGAGAAGACGAAAGGGGCCCAGUGAUGAAGAAAGUGUUCAGCAAUAUGCCACUUUGGUGGGACAGGCGUGUUCAGAGCGAAUGUUGCUCUUUAAAAGCUGAAACGUUUGUUCUAUGGAGACCUUCUGCCCUACCGCUAGAUUGUGCCCCUUAUGGUUUGAGUUGAUAAGCUGAUGUAUUCAAAGUAGGGAUGUAUAAAAUGUCUCUUUAUGGUAACAGGAAUAUAAACAAGUGUCAUAUCUUGAAAGGAACAUAUAAUUUUUCACAUAUACCAAGGGUCUGUCAGAAUAUAAAGAUCUCUCACUAAACCUGUUUUAUU
Molecule: messenger RNA, 2091 nt
Organism: Gekko japonicus
Lineage: Eukaryota; Metazoa; Chordata; Lepidosauria; Squamata; Gekkonidae
Gene: ATE1
Product: arginyltransferase 1
Exons: 12
Coding region: 321-1874 (517 amino acids)
Biological process (GO): protein arginylation
Cellular component (GO): cytoplasm
Molecular function (GO): arginyl-tRNA--protein transferase activity
Source: RefSeq, a predicted model, not a curated record